GCGCGGCGCGGCGCGCACAUAGCCAGUGCGAAUAAACAAUAUCAUCUGGCCAUCGUGGUGGGCUCGAAGUGCCGGUCAAAGUGUCAUCAGCCCGGUCGCCAGUCCUCAACGACGGAAGAUGGAAGUGCAGACGAGAACGAUCGCCGAGAUCCGCGAGAGGUUUUUCAAGAGAGUCGAGGACGAGGGACCGGCCGAUCCGAGGGGCUUCCAUCCCGCGGAUAUAGCCAGAAUAAAAAACAACGACGACUGGCUGAAGCGAUUUCUGGAUCAUCAUGAGUCAAAUGAGAACGAGGCCUUCAACAUGCUUUGGGAGACUUGUACUUGGAGAAGGAAAUUCGGCACAAAUGAUAUUACUGAGGAUAACGUGAGGAGAGAUUAUCUAGAAGAUGGGUCGUGCUUCAGCUUUGGUAGGGAUAAAGAUGGCAAGAAACUUUUUAUAAUCAAGUCAAAGUUGCACUUUAAGGGAGCCAAAGAUUUUCCAGAGCUGCAGCGAUGUAUAGUUUAUUGGUUUGAGAGAUUGGAAAGGGAAGAGAAUGGAAAUCAAAUAUCGAUUUUCUUUGACAUGGCCGAGAGUGGACUCUCCAAUUUGGAUAUGGAAUUUACUAAGUACCUCAUUGGCUUAUUCAAAUCCUAUUAUCCAAAUUUUCUCAAUUACAUCAUAAUUUUCGAGAUGCCUUGGGUACUAAACGCGGCCUUUAAAAUAAUAAAGUCGUGGUUACCUGCCAAAGCCAUUCCGAAAAUUAAAUUUGUCAACAAAAGCUCGCUGAAGGACUACGUUGAUCCAAAUGACGCCCUGAAGUGUUGGGGCGGCAACAAUGAUUACACUUUCAAAUUUGUCCCAGUCGCGUGCGCGAACGGGGAUGGCGUGAUAAACGGCAAACUAGAUAAUAAAAAGGUUCACUUUGCAGAAAAUUCACCGCUUAUAGAACAAAGUCCAACCAGCAUCGGAGAUCAGACUAACGAGGAUCAAUUAUUGUCCAUAGAACCCUUGGAAACGAUUAUAUUUCUAAAGGAAGGAAAUGAUAUUGUGGGGACAAUCACAUUGAAAAACACUGCAGCUGAUAAAUCCUUAUCUUAUAAGAUAAAGACAACAUCUCCGGAGAAAUUCAGAGUGCGACCAAGUUCGGGGGUUUUACAGCCGGCUGAACAGAAGAACGUCACGGUGCUACUGCAACCUGGUUAUAACAUACGUGGCCUAUUAAACAAUGAUCGAUUUCUAGUCAUGUGCCUUCCGUUAAAAAAUUCGAACGCCACAGUGCAAGAACUGACUACACUUUGGAAGUCUGAGAAAGUAACGGAAAUGCAUAGAUUACGAUGUACCAACGGUAACAAUGAAAACAAUGAGAUACAAAAAUCUUACUCUACGUUAAUUUCUGCAGCGCCGGGGAGUGAUCGUAAUAUCGAUGCAUUUUUCUCGAGGAUGAAUAAUUUAGAAAAGAUUUAUGGCAAGUUACAUGGCGAGGUUACCACUGUUAAAUACAUGCUUUUCAUUUCCGUCAUGUUGACAGUACUAAUCGCGAUAUUGAUGAUUUACUUUUUGCAAAUGGAUCCGAUUUUCGACUCUGCUCAGCAGGACUGCCAUCUCCAAUGCCAUCCUAAUAUUUAAAGUAAACGUGUUUCUAAUAGUACUUUGUAAUUUGAUAUAUAAGACAAACGUUAAACAGAUGUUUCUAACUAAAUUAUAAAUUUAUCUCUAUAGGAUGUUAUAAAAGAUAUAUUCUCUACAUUACGUGAGGGUACAGGAUAUUUAUAUAUUAAUAUGUGUUACAGUUUUUACUCUUUCCGUUUGCACAUUUCAGCGUUAAUUUAAUUUGUAUUUGCGUAGAUAAGUUUUGGCGAUUAGUUGUGUAACGUUUGAUAUAUGUAUAUUAGCAACUAAUGAGUUACCAUAUUUAACACGAUGAGAUAUCUUUAAUUUACGAUGCUAUAAUAUAUGAUACAUAUGUAAGGUUACAUCGAAACUACUAUUUUUAUAAGCUUUUAUACAUAUACUUCUAUGAACACUGAUUGGAUUAAAAUUGAAUGUGAAUUAGCGCAUA
Molecule: messenger RNA, 2039 nt
Organism: Ooceraea biroi (clonal raider ant)
Lineage: Eukaryota; Metazoa; Arthropoda; Insecta; Hymenoptera; Formicidae
Product: motile sperm domain-containing protein 2
Cellular component (GO): endoplasmic reticulum-endosome membrane contact site; endomembrane system
Source: RefSeq, a predicted model, not a curated record